Molecule: messenger RNA, 16916 nt
Organism: Uloborus diversus
Lineage: Eukaryota; Metazoa; Arthropoda; Arachnida; Araneae; Uloboridae
Gene: kis
Product: chromodomain-helicase-DNA-binding protein 7-like
Molecular function (GO): ATP binding; protein binding; ATP-dependent chromatin remodeler activity
Source: RefSeq, a predicted model, not a curated record
AUUGUUCGGCUCUGCGGUCUGUGUUGAUUACCUCGCCGCUGUACGUCUCAUGAUAUGUGAAAAUCAACAUGCAUUACGUGAGACGAGUGAGGAGAGCCAGUGAUAUGCUGCAUCACUGGAACAGGAAGAAUGUGGUAGAUUAAAAGUCAUUUUUAAGCAAUGGCUGACUACCAUAUGUUAAAUGAUGGAGUGUUUGGUGUGGGUGGAAAUGAUAUCAUGGAAGAGACGGCCGGUAUGGUGAAUGCUGUUAGUUACAGCCAUUCAGGAGCUGUGAAUACUCCUGGUCAGGGAAUGAUGUCUCAGAGUAUGUCGGGUACACCAGGUCAAAAUCCUAGUGUGAUGAUGCAGGGCAUGGUGCCCAUGCAACAGACACAAAGUGGAGCACAAAUGCCAUCUGGAGGCAUGAGUUCAUAUCACCAAGGUGCAACACUGCAUGGUUAUUCGCAAAAUGAAGUGCCUCAAAAACUUCAUCAGUAUUCUGUUUACGGUAGUCAGUUACAACCUGGUAAUAUGGCUGGUCAGUAUGUGUCGAGUGGCCCCAGACUUCAUCAUCUUAGUGAUCCCAUGUCAUCAAUUCCUGACCAAUCUCAACAAUCUGCUCCUAGAACUGUUGUGCCCAAUCAGAUGUAUCAGAAUCGUGCUAUGGCAAGUGGCCAUUAUGGACAAGUUUCGCAUUCUAAUUCAGCUCCUACGCAAAUGUCUCAGGGAGCAGCUCAGUAUCCUAGCCAUUAUGGUUCUGUGCAACAUCAUGGCAUGCAACAACAUCCAGUGCAACAAGUAAACCAGAGUGCAGAUAUGUGGCAGAAUUCAAUGCCUCAUUCACAAAUGACACGUCCAUGCAUGCCUGCAUCUCAACCUUACUCGCAACAUCAAAUGGUGCCUAACCAACAUGGAGCAAAUGCUCUGAACCAUAGCCCUAUGACCAUUCAGGCUCAAAGGCCCUCAACUCCAAAUCAAAGCCAAUAUAUGACUAAUCAAGAUUAUUCAACACCUCAUGCUGCUCCUCAGCAACCUUCAUUGCAACGUCCUCCUGUUUAUAAUAUGAAUUCAAACUCUGUCAACCAGAACGGUUCCAUGGUGAGUCAAAUUAAUAGUGCAUCUCAGCCUGGAUUAUCACAAAAUCUGAACUCUAUGUCUCAAUCAGAACAGUCAAUGACAUUUCCUCAGGGACAUUAUGGAACAUCACAGACACCUACAAAUAGGCCUCAUUAUAAUACUAAUACUGCUGUUGGUAAUGCAGUAGGCCUCACACCUCAACAUGUUAUGAAUCAACAAAUGAUGAAUGUAAGGCCUCCUGUUCAUCAAAUGGGAUAUUCCCCAGUACCUUCACGGGUUAACUCAGGUCAACAACAUGCAAGUUCUGUACCUCCUGGAAGUCCAGCACGUUUGCAGCAAUACCAUCCUCCCUUUUCUCCCAGUCAAGGGUACACAGCUACUCAACCUUCCCCUAGACCUACCAAUCCGGAAACUGCAACACCCCCUCAUUUACAUUAUUCCAAUUCUCAGCCUCAUGUUCAGGCACCUAUGAGCCCACAGUAUCGCAGUCCUUUUCCUUCCCAGGUUACUCAUUCCCCUCAGCAUCUUACGCCCACUCCUCCGGCUGAGGUUUCUGCACCUCCUCGUACACCAGAGCGGGUGCUACAGUCUUCUACGCCACAAUCUCAGGGAAGCUAUCACAGCCCUACUCAUUUAACAAAUGCCACUCAUUUGACAAGUCCUGCACAAGGCCAUUCUCCAGGGAAUUCCAAUGCUCCGUCCAGUUUGCAGCAUCUGGAACAAAUGGUCUUACCACGUGCAAGCACAGGGCCUUCAACAACUCCUACUGCAACAAAUGUGAGUCCCAACUCAAAUGCUUCUAUUUCCCAUAAUUCAGGAAACUAUUAUAGCCAUUUAUCUAGCUCUCAGCAUCAUGUUCAUCAUACCUCUACUACAGAUUCCCGUCCUCAAACUCAAAGCCCUUCUUUUUCUCAUGUCUCUCAGGCACUUCCUCAUCAUACCUACCUUAAUCAGUCACAUACUGCUGCUCAACAGUCAUCGUCUGCCGUGAGCAAUGUGCCAAAUUCACAACCGCUACAACCUAAUGUUCCCAAUAUUUCUACAUUGUCGAACUCAAGUUUGUUAUCAGAGGAAAGCACUCCAUUAGAAUCAAAUCAACUAAAUUCUGUUUCAUACAACUCUGAUAACAGCUCUAGCAUUCCAAGUGUGAGUGCAUCAGCCGAACCAAGUAUACCAAGAAAUGUAAGUGCUACAACAGCUGUUGGACCAAUGCCUACCUCUGAUCCUAUAAGUCAGAUGCCUUGUGUUCCAAGCACUGCAACUGAUUCAAUGUUGAAUCCACAGUACAAUAUGCUUGGAAAAACUCCUUAUCAAGGAAGUUCAUCUUCAAUUACUUUUGAAAUGCAACAAAUUCAACAAGAACUCCAACAAUUGUAUGGUAUGCAUCAGAGCCCAGAAGUGCAUGAAAAGAUGUGGAUCAUGGUAUCUGAUGAACCAAUGCGCCACCAUCAAGAUAGUAGGAAGUACUCUGCUGUGUGCAAUCAAGAUCUAUGGGACAAAGAGAGAGUCCUGGAGUGGCUGGAUAAUCCAGAUGAGCAGAAAACUCAGUAUCAACUUAGUGAUAGUGAAAUUGUUCUACAGCCCUCAGAGGAAAGUGAAGAUGAUGAGGAUGAAGGAGAGGCAGAAUCUAAAAAAAUUCUAAUCUCGGAGGGUGUGCAGAUAAAAACAUUGCAAGACAGACUUCAUUAUCUACAGGCACAACCAAAUCCUCCAGAAACUUCCAGUGCCCACCCUAUAAAUAACAGUGUUACAGAUGCAUCUAUAUCUCCACAUUAUCCGCAGCACCCAAUGCUAUAUAACUCAGGAAAUAAUUCUUCAUACUCUCACCAGCCAUUGAUACAGCCUCCACAUGCAAUGCAUUACAAACCUCCGACAUCAACUAUGAUUCAGGAAGUAGUACCUCCUCCUCAACAAAAUAUGAAUCUUAACACUAUGAAUAAUGCCAUUGUUGACCCAAUGGCUCAAGAACAGAUGGCAGCUGAUUCUGAAAAUAUAAUGCAUAGUCAAUAUCCAACAACUGGCCAAGAAAUGAUGGCUCCAAUUUUAUUGCCAGAGAAGCCAGAGCCUGUAUUAGAUCCAUAUGAGAUGACUUUUAAUGAUGAACCUCCUCCUAAAAUGAAGCGCCGAGCACCAAAGGAGCCUAAGCCUAAAAAACCAAAAUCCCCUAAGGCCCCGAAAUCUCCCAAACCUAAAAAACCAAAGAAAGGAAAAAAUUCCGUUGGAGAACCUGUUUUACAAACAGAAGGAUUUCUUCCAAUUGGAGAACCUGGAAUAACUGUGGAAACUGGAGAGGUCGUACCUCUGCCUGUAGGGGACGCAGUUCCUGUUCUACCUGAAGCAACAGAGCAAAAACCUAAAAAACCAAGUAGGAAACGAAAACCUAAAGAAACAGAUGGAGAGCCAAAGGAACCGAAACCCAAAAAGCCUCGUAAAAAACCAGAAAAGAAACCAAAGCAACCUAAAGGUGGUGAGCCUUUGCCAGAAAAUAGUGAAAAUGCUAUUGUUACUGAAAAUGUUAGUGGUGCUCCUGAGGACAUUCCUGUUGAUACAGCAGUUGCAACUGAUGAAACAAGUCCUGCAGAAAAGCCUGAGGUUGAAGGCCAAGAAAAUCCAGAUGCUGCCUCAAAAGAAUUAAAAGAGAAGAAGCCAUCAAAAUCAAAAUCGCCAAAGACACCAAAAGAUGGUACACCUAAAGAGCCGAAAAAAUCUACUCCAAAAAAGAAACUUCCGAAAAUUGCUCUAAAAUUCACCAGUAAAAAGAAAAAGAAGAAGGCUUUAACUUUGUCUGACCAUUCAGAUGUUGAAAGGACUCCACCUCCUUCCCCAACUGAAGCUGAUGGAAUUACUAAACGUCGUUCUGCUAGAAACACUGAGCGCAAAAAAUAUACAGAUGACAUUGAAUUGCAUCUCUCUGAUGAUGAAACAAUUGAAAUGGAUUUCGGUCAGUCAUCCCGAAAUGAUGGAAAGCUUGUUCAAGUUGUUGUGGAUAAUCACACUGAAGAUUACAUGGUUGUCGAGAAGAUAUUAGCUAUUAGAACCGCACAGAAACAGGUUGAUAACAAUAACGGAAGUGAUGCCGAGAACAGUACACCAGAAAUGGUUGAUGUUGAAGAGUAUUAUGUGAAGUACAAAAAUCUAUCAUAUAUUCAUUGUGAGUGGAAAACCUUAGAAGAAUUAGAAAAGGGGGAUAGGCGUUUCAUCCAGAAGGUUAAAAGAUUUAAGCAGAAAAAAGAAACUUUUAACUUUUUUGAUUUUCUGGAGGAGGAUCCUUUCAACCCUGAUUAUGUAGAAGUGGAUCGUGUUCUGGAUGUUAAUGAAGAUGAAAAUUGUAAAAUAACACGCCAUUAUUUAGUUAAGUGGCGUGCAUUGACCUAUGAAGAAAGCACAUGGGAAUUAGAAGAUGAUGUGGACAGGGACAAGAUUGAACAAUUUUUGAGAUUCAAAAAUCCCCCACCUAAGGAAAAAUGGAAAACCAAAAAACGACCUAGGCCAUCUGAAUGGAAUCAGAUUCCAGAAUCUCCAGUUUACAAAGGAGGCAAUACUCUUCGUGAGUACCAGUUAGAAGGUGUGAAUUGGCUUACCUUUUGUUGGUACAACAGUCAAAAUUGCAUUUUAGCUGAUGAAAUGGGGUUAGGUAAAACUAUACAGUCAAUUACAUUUUUGAAUGAAAUAGACCAAUAUGGAAUCCCUGGUCCUUUCUUGGUCAUUGCUCCUUUAUCCACUAUAGGGAAUUGGCAGCGAGAGUUUGAGACUUGGACUGAUUUAAAUGCAAUAACUUACCAUGGAAGUUCUCCUAGUCGAAAUAUGAUCCUUGAGUACGAAAUGUAUUGGAAAGAUGAAAAGGGUGAGCGUAUCCAAGAUGUAUAUAAAUUCCAAGUGAUGAUUACUACUUUUGAGAUAAUCUUGACUGAUUGCAUGGAACUAAAAUCUAUCCCAUGGAGAUGUGUGAUUAUAGAUGAAGCUCAUCGCCUAAAAAAUAGAAACUGUAAAUUGUUGGAAGGACUGCGUAUGCUCAAUACAGAGCAUAGAGUGCUACUUACAGGAACACCUCUACAAAACAAUGUUGAAGAACUUUUCAGCCUUCUAAAUUUUUUAGAACCCAGUCGAUUUGCCUCAACUGAGGCUUUCUUGGAAGAAUUUGGAAAUUUAAAGACAGAAUCUCAAGUUGAUAAACUUAAAGCUCUUUUAAAACCCAUGAUGCUUAGAAGAUUGAAAGAAGAUGUAGAAAAGUCUUUAGCUCCAAAGGAAGAAACAGUUGUUGAGGUGGAGUUGACAAAUAUUCAAAAAAAAUAUUAUCGAGCAAUAUUGGAGCGUAACUUUACUUUCUUGACCAAAGGAAAUUGUUAUUCUAACAUUCCAAAUUUAAUGAAUACUAUGAUGGAGUUGAGAAAAUGCUGCAUUCAUCCAUUUUUAAUAAAUGGAGCUGAAGAGCAAAUUCUAAAUGAUUAUAAAAUGCAACAUGAAGAUGCCCUUGAAAGUAAUUUGAAUGCAAUGAUCCAAGCUUCUGGUAAACUUGUACUAAUGGAUAAAUUAUUGCCAAGGCUUCGGGCUGAUGGACACAGGGUUUUAGUUUUCUCUCAGAUGGUUCGCUGUUUAGAUAUUUUGGAAGACUACUUGGUUCAAAAAAGGUAUCCAUACGAGAGGAUAGAUGGUCGAGUACGAGGGAAUUUGAGACAAGCAGCGAUUGAUAGGUUUUGUAAGCCAGAUUCAGAUCGGUUUGUGUUUCUGCUUUGCACCCGUGCUGGAGGUCUAGGAAUCAAUUUAACAGCAGCAGACACUGUCAUUAUAUUUGAUUCUGACUGGAAUCCACAGAACGAUUUACAGGCCCAAGCACGUUGUCAUCGAAUUGGUCAGUCGAAGGCAGUCAAAGUCUAUCGUCUCAUCUGUCGCAAUACAUAUGAAAGAGAAAUGUUUGACAAAGCUAGUCUUAAGUUGGGGCUGGAUAAAGCCGUCCUGCAAUCUAUGACAAUGAAAGAGAACGUUGGAAUGAACCAACAAAUGUCAAAGAAAGAAAUAGAAGAUUUGCUUCGUAAAGGAGCUUAUGGUGCUUUGAUGGAAGAUGAUAAUGCUGGAGAUAAGUUUUGUGAAGAAGAUAUUGAUCAAAUCUUGCAAAGACGAACCCAAGUCAUCACAUUGGAGAGUGGAACAAAAGGAUCAACUUUCUCUAAAGCAACUUUUGCCUCGGCUUCAACACGUUCUGACAUUGAAAUUGAUGAUCCCAACUUUUGGGAGAAAUGGGCAAAGAAAGCACACCUUGAUGUUGAUGAGCUUAAAAACAGGAAUGAACUAAUCAUUCAAGAGCCACGGCGGCGGACACAAACGAGAAGGUUUGGUACAGAUGACAUAAUAGAUUUAUCAGAAUUAGAGACUAGUGAUGAAGAUGAUGAAUCCGUUUCAUGUCGCACUCGUGCUUCUAGAAAAGGCUCCAAGAAUGGUAGAAAAACAUCAAGAGGAGGUCGUGGAGAUAGAGAUGAUGAUUUUAUGGAAGAUUUGCCACCCGGUAAUUGGACCCGAGCUGAAUGUUACAAAAUGGAGAAAGGGUUACUUACAUUUGGAUGGGGUCGUUGGGAUGAAUGUAUGGCUCUAGGACAAUUUCGAAGGAGAAUGUCCCAUAAAGAUUGUGAAGAAAUUUCUAGAACUAUUCUACUCUAUUGUUUGUUACACUACAAAGGUGAUGAAAAAAUCAAAAGCUUUAUUUGGGACUUAAUCUGUCCUAAUUAUGAAGGUGAAGAAAGAAUUCACAAAAAUCAUUCUGGCUUAUCAGCUCCUGUUCCGAGGGGGCGGAAAGGGAAGAAAAUCAAGAAAGAAACUAAAACAGUUGAUCAAAUCAUUGAAGAAUGUGAAUGGACAAAAGAAGAAGUCAAUAACCCUGAUUCUCUACUCAAUGAUGAAAUUUAUAAAAGACAUUUAAAUAGACAUUCUAACAAGGUUUUACUUCGUGUUCGUUUAUUGUAUUAUUUAAAACAUGAAAUUAUUGGAGAUCUUCAUGAGCAAGUAAUUUCAGGACUCAAUGCCAGUGAUAUACCACUAUUUGUUCCUCCUGCUGAUGGGGAACCUCCAACACCAUGGUGGGAUCAAGAGCUAGAUAAAAGCCUUCUGCUUGGCAUCUAUAAACAUGGUUUUGAACGCUACAAUCUUAUGCGACAAGAUCCAACCCUUUGUUUCCUAUCCCGUUGUGGACCUCCAGAUGGUGCAGCAUUGCUAGCAGAGCUAAAUAAUGUAAUUACCAAUGAAGAUGAAAUGGAAGAUCCUUCAGUACAAAAGGAUAAAGACGAUGAAAUGGAGCCAUUAUCUCCCAACAGCGAAAAUGAACCUCCGAAGCACAUGCUUCCUAGCAGUUACAACAUGAUGCAACAUGCGUUCGAGAUGGGAAUGAUCCACUUUCCUUCAGUAACGGAUGUCAACACCAGAGUAAGAAGAUUAGUAACAGCAUUUCAGAGGAAUAACAAAAAGCUUGAAAUCAGGAACGCUCAAAAGGCUCGUAAAAUUGAACGAAGAGAGAAGUUUGAAGCUGCUAUUCGAGAAAGAGAACUUAAAAAGAGGGAACUACAGCAGAGGAAAUGGUCUCGUCGGGAAGAAGCAGAUUUCUAUCGCACAAUAUCAUCAUUUGGAGUGGAGUACAAUGACCAGAAGAAAGAAUAUAACUGGGCAAGGUUUCGUGGCAUUGCUCGCCUAGAGCGAAAAUAUGAUGAGACCCUUGCAGAAUACUACAAGUGUUUCUAUGCCAUGUGUAAACGAGUUUGUGGGAGAGAACUAACUGAGGAAGAAGAGCAACUCUCGAUGAAUGUUGAACCAAUCUCUGAAGAACGAGCAAGCCGAUGUCUUCAAAGGGUGGAACUUUUAAACAAAAUAAGAGAGGAGAUACUUUCACAUCCUGAAUUAGACGAAAGACUGAAGCUUUGUCAGCCUUCUAUGGAUCUACCAGACUGGUGGGUUUGUGGAAAGCAUGAUAAGGAUCUUCUUUUUGGUGCUGCUAAGCAUGGCCUCAGCAGAAUGGAUUAUCAUUUACUUCAUGAUCCCAAUCUAUCAUUUAAAGAUGUUCUAAAGAAUUACCCUAAUGCCAAAACGAUACAAAUUGGCAAUAUGUUUACUACACCUAUUGGUUGUUCUAGUCCCCUGAAUAUCUAUCACACAGAUGAAAAUAUGUUGCUGAAAGAUGAAAGUUUUCGAAGACUGAAAGAAGAGUUGCCAAUCUGCUCUGAUGAAUUUAAUGUGAAAGAUGAUGCUCCUUUCCAUAAACAUUUAGAACAUGGCUCAGAAACUAAGAAGGAAGUAGAAAAUAGUAAACAAAGAACCGACUUACCUGAAGAUCAAGUCCCAAAAGUUGAAAAGGAAGUAAAGGAUGAAGUAGCUGUUAAGGUUGAAAGCAAUACUGAAAGUCCAAGUACGUUGGUGAAAAAAGAGGAUGUUACAUCUGAAGAAAAUGUUAAAGAAAAUACAGAGGAGGAUGAACUCAAAAGUACUGAUGUGAUAAAAUGUGAAACUAGUGCAUCUUCCGAAGUUGAAGAAAAAUCAAAUCUAAUUCCAAGUUCCAGCGAGACGAAUGAAACCGCUAAUGAGGAUGAGAAACCAGAACUUAAGAAUGAAGAUGAACUCAAAGUGGAAGAUGAAGAAACUGAUAUAGAAACUGACAAUAGAAAGGAGGAAGAAGAAAGUAAGGAAGCAAUGCCUAUUCUUGAAAAGACUGGUGAAGUUUCAGUCAUAACAAGGGCGAAAAGUCCGGUGCUAUCAACUCCUGUCCUUGAAGAAAUGGAGAAGGAGGAUCAGAAAUAUGAUUGUGAUACGGAUACAGAAUCAAAAAGCCAUCUGGAAAUCAUCCAGAAAGAAUUAGAAAACUCAAUGAAAAACAUUAAAUCAGAGAAAAUUGACAUGGGAAUGUUUCAGAAAUCACUACUGAAAGUGAAGCAAGAAGAAAUAAUGUCCGAAGAUAAUUUUAGGGAAAAAUAUAACCACCUUCAAAAAAUGUUUCAUAAGGAUGAUCCAUUGCAUUCACAAGUGGAUGAUUCUCAGCUGUAUGCGAUUUUACAGGGAUGCAUUUCGCAAAAUGAUGAUGUCAUGAGUCAAGCCAGUUUUAAUCUUGAAACUGAAAUGGGUGAACCCACUGUUGCUCAGCUGCUGGCAUUUACGAAUGGAAAUGCUGUUAGAUGGCCUAAGGACAAAGUUUUGCAAAUUCGCUUGGAGCACAUAGUCCAUGCAGUGGAAAAGAAUGAAUGGCCCAUCAUUCGACAUACUUUUCUACCUAGUUUCCCAUCUUCAGCCCCUACCCCAUCAUCCUCAUCUUCCACUCCUAUGUCUCAUCCUCCUGUGAUUGCAAGCCCUGCACUCUCGCACAGAGCUUCUCCUGCUCCUAGUAUCUCUAGCCAAGGUCACAGUGGUGAAGUGACUCCUGAGCAUACACCACUGCGAGAACCCAUAUUGCCCUCAACAACCUCCAUUGCUGCUGCCUUGCAAGAAACUAUUCCUCCUACUCCGACAGAUUUUGGGCUGCUGCAUAAGGCGGCUCUUCAGCAACACAAUAUGGCAAACCAACAACCUAUUUCGGAAUCAUCAAAGCAUCGAAGGAGGAGGCGGAGAAGAAGAUUUGAAAUUGAAGCUGAAAGAGCUAAGCUGCGACAGCUGUUAUCUCAUAAUAUGCAACAACAGCAACACCAUCAUCAACAGCAAUUACAGCAUGUGCAACAGUUCCUAGCUUCUUCACCUAUGCGCAAUAAAUUGUGGGAAGAACACGUUGAGGAUGGAGGGAAACCUGCUGUACCUUCGCUGCCAGCUGUUCCAUCCCCUGCUCCUUCAGCUUCUUCUAAUGUUCCCCCUCCUGCUCACCAAAAUUCAUCUUCUCGCCUUCCUCCAACUGUAGGCACAUUAGAUUUACGAGUAAAGUCUGGGAUAACUCCACCAACACCUUUCACACCUGUACAGCCCAAAGGAAAACCUGUGAUGCCUGUUGAACCAAUAGCAGGAAGCAGUACCACAGAAGCGCCUUCUUCACCCAUAGAUUUAAGUGCUUCUUCGCACAGUACAUCUACACCUCCGAGUGGAGCUCAACCAAAGGCAGCUGGUCAACCCAAAUCAAAAUCUAAGAAAGGUGGCAGUCGCAUUGAUGCUUUGGCUUUGAAUCUUCAAGCUCGAAAACAACAGCAACUUAUGCAAGAUAAAGAACAACACCAUCCUCUUGCAGACAUGGGAUCGAUGUUGGAGCGGGCAAAUGAGGGGAAAAAUAAAGAUCUUGAUCAAGAAGAAUGCUUGCAAGUGCCUCCUUCAUCACGACAUUCUCUCCACCAUCAAGAGAGGAGAAGUUUAGAAGAUGAAGAAGUCAAACUUAGGAAAAAGAGGCUACAGUAUAGUGAAGAAUCAGUACGAAAAUCUCUCAGUAGGAACUUUGAUGUGACCCCCACACCUGCACACUCUUCAUUCAUGAAUCCUUCUAUGUCUGGAGGAUCAGCAAGAUUGAACCUAAGUGGAAGUAAGUCAGAAGAUCAUUCUUCUGGCAUUGGUACUAAUCCUUUACUAGAUCCUUCUUCUUUAGUGCAUCAUGAUUUCAAAAAGUGGAUUGAUGAUCACCCUGAACUUGUGGCUGCUAAUCCUAACUUGAUGGCUGCAGCAGCUGCUGCGAUGGCCUUCAGUCCUGUGUCUUCCUUUCCAUCUCAUACUGAGUUAUUAGAGUUGCCAGAAGGGAGGAAAAGAGGAAGAAGACCUCGUUUAGAUCCCACUAAGCUUGAUUAUGACAAGAUUACUGGAGAAGAAAAUGUUUCAGUUAUUAAUAGGCUCACAGGGAAAAAAAUCACUGGAAGCAAAGCUCCUCCCUUGAAGUACCUCGCUGAAUGGUUGGACAAAAAUCCUAUGUUCGACGUUGAUCCGAAAUGGGGACCCUUAGUCCGCGAAAAGGGUAAUCUACCGAAUAAUAUGAAUAAGAGGAUAGUUACUCCUUCAGAGAAGAGAGGGCGUAGGACUGCUGCUUCUCUUUUGGCUAGUGCUCAUCAAAAUCUUGUUCCGCCUGUUACAACUAUGUCUUUUCCUUCUACUACUGGGUUGAAUCCACUAAAUUUUGCGAACACAGGAAUGCUUUCUGGAUUUCCUAACAUGAAGUUUUUUAUGGACCCUACAAAAUCAAGUGCAGCAACUACAACAACUUCAGCUACAUCUACCUCUACUACAAAUCCUCCAAUUUUCUUGCCUUUCGGUGGUCUUGCUGGCAUGGGACUAACCAAUCCGCUGUUCGGUUUCCCUGGAUUUAAUUUUCCUGGGUUGCAAGGCUCAUCUCCUCUUGGAACACCUAAUUUACCUUCGUCUUCGGCCAAAGAUCAUUCAAAAGACUCUGAUAAAGGCAGAAGUGACAAAGAAUCUAGUGGUUCGUCUCGGAAAAAUGCACCUGCGACAUCCACGAGCUCUUCUCUGCCAUCAUCUUCACUGCCAUUCUUAUAUCCCCCUGGGCUUCUUUACAAUCCUCUUGGAUUGGGAAGUUUUACUAUUCCACCCAACUUGCCUGCCUCUUUCGGGUCUUUCACCCAAAGUGGGUUGGUGAACGGACUCGGACUAGGUAGCAAUCCUCUCUUCACUACGAGUUCGCUCGGCACAACUCUCAGCUCGCCAAUGGCCACCGUCACUUCACCUUCAGUCCAGAGCAUCCUCACCUCUUCUGCAAUGGUUCCUCCAGUGUCCAAAACCCAUACCUCUUCUGCAAAGUUGCCUGCAGCCCAGAGCCAUUACAAUGAUGGGCAAGAGACAGAUGACGAGAGUUUGAAGUCCCUGAUGGGAAACCAUGAUGAUGACGACGAUGACCUGGACGAUAAAAUGGAAGUGUAUGACAAUCCGGACAAAGACGAUAGUGAUAGGGAGACAUUUAGGGACGUUGGGCGUAGUCCUGCUGCAGUUGUACAGACAUCCUCUUCAAAGACUACAAACAGUGACUCUGAAAGUGUGUGUUUAGCAAAGACUUCUGUUGAAAAUUGUAGUUUAGAAAAUAAAACUAGAGGAGCGCACGAUGAUCCUACCUCAGAUAGUACAGACACUGAAAGCAAACAUUCUUAGUGCUAGUGAAAAACUGUGAGAAGACUUAUGAGGCACUGUGAUGCAGCUGUAUAUUUAUUAUUUUUUAAUAUUUCUUUCCAUUGUGAUUAUGAUUGUGGUUAGGAAUGAAUGAGAAAAGACUAAUAAUCUUAGGUUUGUAAGAAAUUAGUUUGCAAUGCAGCUUGUGUAAAAAGGUUAAUUUUAUUUAUUUGAAACAUUUCUCUCUUGACCCUAAAAAGAGUCGAAAUGCACUUGUGUUCUGUUGUCUUUGUUUGUUAAUCCCGUGUGUUUGUAUUACGUGUUCCACUUCACUUUUUUUUAAACCAUUGGCUUUCAUAAUUAUAGCAUGUAAUUUUUAUGGCAAAGUCUUUUUACAGCUUUCUGUGUGAAACAAAAAAACAUCCUUAUGCAAAUUUUUAUUUUUUUUUAUUUUCCGAGUGUUACAAAUAUUGCUGCUUUUAGUAGAAAUCAACAUUCCUACAUGACAUGGUGUUCAUCUGUACUUAACUUUAUAGAGGUCAUUAGUGUGUAACAUUUAUGGCUGGUAAUUUAGAACUUAAAAAGCAGUGACAUUUUGCAGUUUUAGUAAUGCAAGCCUUGUGUACAUACCAACUAUUUUCAGAGGGGCAGCUUAUUUAUUUUAUUACAGGAGGGAUGUAGAACCAAGAAUUACAUCAUUAUCAUCUCCAUGUUUUUUGACAAAGAUGAAACAGAACUCAGGCAAUUCUUUUUUCCUGCCGUGACAUUCAAAGUUUAUAGUGUAGUAGGUUGUCUUAACUGCUUUGCUGUCAUUUGUGGAGUGGCGGAUGUUUUUAUUUUAUUUAUUUAUUCUUUUUUUAAAUAUUGUUUAAUUUUAAUAGAUAAAAGACUGUGAUUAUCAAUUUGUAAAUAUUGGGUUGAUUCUGCCUUUAAGAAAGUAGCAGUUACUAAGUCAUAUUAGGUUGUGUGAAAUUUUGACUUCUGAAAGGCAGUUAUCAUUUUUUAUCAUUUUCAUGAUAGCCGAUAAUUAGAUUUUAAUUUCAAGACGAGGUCUUAAAAUCAAUUAAUGAAAUUACAAAUAAAAAAGUUUUAAUUUUAUGAGCUUUUAUAUAUUUAUUUAUUUAUUUACACAUAUUUUUUUUUUAUAGAUCUGUUCUUUUCAAGUUAAAAUUUUGCUAAAUUACUUGGAUCUGUUGAAAUUAUUUUUCUAGCAAGUUAUUUCUUAUUGUCAAAUUAAAGUUUCAGUAAAAUGUUAGAUUUAAAAGUUCUUGAUUUAUUUCAUAUUUGCGCAUGUUUACUUAUGUAUGCAUUUUGAUCAAUGAAAGUUUAAUUUGUGCAAUAUUAAUGAUAGAAGAUGAAUUAUAUGACACACAUAUACCCUGAAAUCAACAGUCGUAAAUAUUGUGUUUUAAGAAAGUAAAAAAAAAAAAAUUUUAAUUGUCAAUGACGUGUUUUUUUUCCUUCAUUAAUUAAUAUCAGGCAGAAAGUUUUUUCAGUGCAUGUUUCUGUGGGUGCAAAAAUGAAUAAAUCCGCCACAAACAGAAACCUAAAACAACAUGAUGGCAACAGAAAAGUUGAUUCUGGUAGUGGAGUUGUUGUCUAUUAUAAAACAAGAUUAAAACAUUGAUCAAAAAGUUAUAUUGGAGGCAUUUUUAGAUGUUCAAGAGACAUUUUCUGCUUCUAGCCGAUUGCAUAAUUGUGAUGUCUAUAUCUAGGACUGUGCUGUUCUGAUCAAUACAGAUGAAGUUUUUGUGAUGUGUUGUUUUGUGUCCCGCUCCCAAAUGUUUAACUGUUCCAUGUUUCAUUUGUUUUCAAGCAGAAAUUUUACAUUGAAAACCUUGUUGCUAUCUCAAGUACGCAGGAGCGAAUAGAUAAAAUUAUUUCGUCAUGUUGUAUAUGAACCACUAUGUAUAAAACAUCUGUGCUCUGAUACUUUUAUUUUCUAUCAAAUUUUUAAUUCAUUUCCAAAAAUAGUUUUUAAAGCUUUUAAAUAUUUUCCCCUGAAAUGUUGAUGAUUGCAUUUAAAUAUAUAAGAAAUUACCUCAGGUUUGUGAAAAAACACUUUGAAGAUGAUCUGAUAUCUUUUUGAAUACUUUGAAAUCGCUGGGGAGAAAAAAUCCACUCUUCGAACUGGGGUUGAUGAUGGUGUAAUGUGGGCCCUGGUUGUGGGCACAUCCAAUCCAUGGGAAAAUUAAGUCAGCUCUGGUAAUGAAAUUGUUUCAAAAAAGCUCUUCCAGUCUUUCAGAUUUGAAUAUAUGAUUAAAAAAUGAAAGAAAAUGUAGGAUCUUCCUCCUCAGCAGUGCCUUGAACACAUUUUUUGAUGGCAGAGCUCGUACUCUAUAUUGUUGGUUGGCACCCAGGCUGUCCAAAUUUGUCAAUUUCUAUCUCUGAAAUCAUUUUUAACAAUUAAUAUGGAAGAUAAUAUAAAUCAUCAUUGCUUUUUAUAUUUCAAUUAUAUAAAUUUCAAUUUAAAUUGAAUGAUUCUGACACAUAUAGAAAUGAGAAGAUCAUCUUUUCCUCAAUUAAUGAUAUAUUUAAAUGAAAAUCAAGCUUUUUUUUUUCUUCAACUGUAACAUUGUAGAUAUCUUUGGACAGCUUUAGUGUUAGCCAUUAGGAUUGGGACAAGGACUGUCAUUCCCAGCAUUUUAAUAGAUUUGUUAUAUAGGACUCUUAUAAAAUGUAAAAUGCAAAAAUGGCAGGCCAACCAGAAGGUUUAAAAUAUUCUCAUUUGCCACAUAGCAACAUUAUGAUUUCAUCACCAUUUUGGAGCUAUUCUAUAAAGAAAUUUUAGAUGGUGCCAAAUUUAUGCAGGAAUAAGAUAUAUUAAAGGGAAAGAAAUAUUAAAUAUAAAAAAGGUAUAAAUUUAGUCUGGUAUUGUGCUAAUUGUUGCAUUAGAUGUACAUUUGAAUCAAAGUUCAAAAGUAGUAUGAUUUUGUAAUGAUGGGAAUUAGUGGUCAACAAAAUUCCUAACUUAAAUGUCUUAUUUGAAUUACUUGAUUAGUCUGUCCUUACCAUUUAUCUUUGGAAUUUAACUUUCCUUUCAAGAAAGUUGCACUAAAGGGAGUAAUAGUGCAGCUUUACUUUCUCUUCUACCAAUUGUUUUAUGGGAAAUGUAGAUAAACUAAUGGAAGGAACUUAUUGUUUAUUGAGCUCCAGGUAAAAAGAAAUGGAGCUACAUGAAGUGCACAAUAGCCGACAAAUCCCUUAGAAUGUGAUCGCACUGAACCGAAACUUUAUUCCUUUGGGGGUGUUAUUUGAAAGUCCCUAGGAAUUGAUGGUGCUGCAUGCACCCAUAAAACAACUGUAAAUCUUUUGAAAGCUAAGCAGAAAAGCAGUUGGCAAUCAUUUGAAAUACCGGGGAAUCCUUCAAUGUGUGCUAAAAUUACAAUUGUUAGUCCUGUCUUAAAAUAUUUAGAAGCUUCCAACAAGUUUCAUAUUAUGCAUAAAAAUCCAAGAUUUUGUAUCAUAUCAAAAUUUAAAUUAGAUAAGCAUACUUUUGGCUUCAUAUUCCGAAUUGUAAAAAAAUGCUCAAAAUUACAGUGGACAUUUCAGGAAAAAUUCUCCUAACUAAUAUUGUGCCAAAUUUCAGGACAAUUCGUUAAAUGGUCCUAACCUUAUUGAGAUACAGGGAGAUAUUGUUUCUCCUGUAUUUUUAGUAGAUCAAAAAAAAAAAAAUCAAUAAUUUUGAUCUAUAUCACUAAUACCGAUUUAAAAAUAAUGGCCAGCAGGCUCUGAGUUCAGCUAGCCUGAUAUAAAUCAGUUUAUCAAUGCUCAUAGAGAUCAAGGCUCAAAAGCUCUCUUAAAACUUUUCACUCCCAUGACAAGUAACAGCUCUGCUUCCCAUAAAUUAUUCCGUAUAUUUACAAAAGUUCAUUUUCUGAUCUAGUAGCCCUUUCCAAAGUUAAAAUAUUUCGGAGGAGAAGGAGAUCAAAGCUGAACAGCAUGCUCCAAAAGAGGUCUUGCCAAACCUCUGUACGAAGAUAGAACUAAGUUAGUGGAAUGAUUUUAACUUUUUACAAUGACAAGUUUCCUGCUUUUUGAACUAGAAUCACAAUUGCCCUUGCACAUACUAAAGCUAAAAAACUUCCUGAGUAUGAAGUGGUGUGUUAUUAUUCAAACAUUCCAGGUAUGCAUAUGUUUAUCAAAAAUUUAAAAACUUGCAAAAUUUUGUUUGCUUUUUUGACUUCUCACUUUUUUCGUGCACCAGCCGCCUAUGUUUACGUGGCAAACGUUUUGUUGAAGCAGUUGACUUAUUAAAGAAUAUUAAUCAUUCAUUAGAAACAACAUACUAAAAACAAAAUUUGGCUCUUACUAAAUGUAUUUUAUGAAAAACUCUCUUUUAAUGUUACUUUUACGCACACUUUUUUUAAUAAAUUGUGUUAGAUCAUUACAAUGCAUUGAUAAAAAUUAAAUUUUCUUCAAUGACAAUAGCUAAUUCCAGCAAAACAAAUGAUUGUGGCAAAUGAGAAUAUUGAUAUGUUGUGGUUGUCCCUGAAGUUAGAGACACCAUGUAAAUGCCGAUGGUGUCUGUGGCACAGUAGUGCAAGAUUCCUGGUCAAUAUUUCCUAGCAGCCUUUACAAAGCUCCUGUAGCAAUAUUUACUUGUUAUAGUAGAGCAACAAGAGAGGAAUCGGACUGUGUCAUUGCAUUGCUUGACUACACAAUGUUUGUACGAGUGUAUUAAAUACUUAAUUUAACUUGUUCUGGUGUCUUUCUUUUGUUUUGUAUGAUGCUUGAAUGAAAGAAAUCGUACUAAAAAUUUCAAAGCAACAAUUUUUCAGUCAACACGUGAUUGUUUGUUUCUUUUCACACAUUGAACAUUAUGUUUUUUAUCAUGUUUUCUUUUAGUCUGACUCUGUACAUUUUGUAAACUCAAA